UUGCAUGUCGUUUUCGUAUUUCUCCCAUUUCCCCUGUCCGUCCUGUAAACAAAACGCCCUUUCCCCUUUCUUCUUUCUCUGCUGCACCGCGUUGCAGCCGCCCUCUCUCUGCAAAUCCAUGGAGGCUGUCCGAUUCAAUCUUUCUCAUUUCUCACCUCUGCGCCCCGAACUCUCGAAACAUUCCAAUGAGACCUCCAAGAGGAAGAAAAGGAGCAGCUUCUGCUCCCCACUCCUCGUCACUGCCACAGUUUCGAAAUCAGCGGCCGAGAUCUCCCAUAAACCCUCCGCCGCCACUCCCCGUGAAGUUCCUCCGCAGCCCUCCCCCGCGCCUCCCCUUCUCAAGGCCUCCGCCCAUUCCCUACAGUACCCCUCUGGUUGCCUCGGUGGCGUACCGGACCGUACAGUGGCCGACGGCCGCCACGGGCUGCUCACCGCCAUGGGCUACCUGACCAACAUUCUCUCCUCCAAGGUCUACGACGUGGCGAUUGAGUCGCCCUUGCAGUUGGCCACGAAGCUCUCCGAGCGGUUGCAAGCUCGAGUCUGGCUCAAAAGAGAGGAUUUACAGCCUGUUUUCUCAUUCAAACUUAGAGGAGCAUAUAAUAUGAUGGCAAAGCUUCCUAGAGAGCAGUUGCAAAGUGGGGUUAUAUGCUCAUCAGCCGGAAAUCAUGCCCAAGGGGUAGCUUUAUCUGCACAGAGACUUGGUUGUGAUGCUGUUAUUGCCAUGCCUGUUACCACACCAGAAAUUAAGUGGAUGUCAGUUGAGAGGUUGGGUGCUACUGUUGUUCUUGUGGGUGAUUCUUAUGAUGAAGCACAAGCAUAUGCUAUGAAACGAGCUGAAGAAGAAGGUCGUACAUUCAUUCCCCCCUUUGAUCAUCCAGAUGUCAUCACGGGGCAAGGAACAAUUGGGAUGGAGAUUAUGCGACAGAUGCAAGGCCCACUGCAUGCAAUCUUUGUUCCUGUGGGGGGUGGUGGAUUAAUUGCUGGCAUUGCUGCUUAUGUAAAGAGGGUUUCUCCAGAGGUAAAGAUUAUUGGGGUGGAGCCAUCUGAUGCCAAUGCAAUGGCAUUGUCAUUACAUCAUGGUCAGAGAGUCGUGCUAGAUCAAGUGGGGGGUUUUGCAGAUGGUGUGGCUGUUAAAGUGGUUGGGGAAGAAACUUUCCGCUUGUGCAGAGAAUUGGUUGAUGGGGUAGUUCUUGUUAGUCGUGAUGCUAUUUGUGCCUCUAUAAAGGACAUGUUCGAGGAGAAAAGGAGCAUUCUAGAGCCAGCAGGUGCUCUUGCCCUAGCUGGAGCUGAAGCCUACUGCAAGUAUCAUGGUCUCAAGGGUGAAAAUAUUGUUGCAAUAGCCAGCGGGGCGAACAUGAACUUUGAUAGACUGAGGCUGGUAACUGAACUUGCAGAUGUUGGUAGGCAACGAGAGGCUGUGCUUGCAACUUUUAUGCCAGAGGAGCCUGGAAGCUUCAAACAAUUUUGUGAACUUGUGGGGCCGAUGAAUAUCACUGAGUUCAAAUAUAGAUAUAAUUCUCAUAAAGAAAAGGCUCUUGUUAUGUAUAGUGUUGGUCUUCACACAGUUUCUGAACUCAGAGCAAUGGUGGAGCGGAUGGAGUCAUCUCAACUUCAAACCUUUGAUCUCACAAAUAAUGACUUGGUGAAAGAUCAUUUGCGGCAUUUGAGCCUGCAUUCCACCAUUCUUGUCAAAUGUAGCAAUUUUUUGGACAGUACCAAAUGCAAAGAACACCGUAUGAAGAACAUCCACAAUGACAGCAUAUUGCAUAUUCUCAAUCGAAGCAAGCAGCACAUUACUCUCAGGUUUUUUUUUUCUUUCCAUCAGGAUCUAAAGCAGGCUGCAUUACUCCCUCGAUUGUUGUUUGAUUUACAGGAAGAUAAGGAUUUGUAUAAGCAUCAAGAAUACUCUGUUUCUCGUUUCAUACUUUUGUUUCUACAUUCAGUAUGGAUAAUAUUCCAAGCUACUAUCACCUUCAAAAUGGUGAUUCGCCAGGAACAGUACUGGUGUCAAAUAUCCUCACUGGGGACAAUUAUUAUACAUGGAGCAGGUCCAUGAUUAUGGUGUUCAAAGCAAAGAAUAAAAUUGGUUUCGUGGAUGGAUUGAUUUCUCAACCGAGAGCUUUACAAAUGAAUCGUAUGAAUUCUGGGAAAGAUGCAACAAUAUGGUGUCUUCUUGGUUGAUCAAUUCUGUUUCGAAGGAGAUUGGGUGCAGCAUAAUAUGUGCAAAAACAACAAGAGAUAUGUGGCUGGAUUUAAAGAAUCGAUUUACUCAAGGUAAUGGUCCAAGAAUCUAUCAAUUGCAAAAAGAUUUGUCAGAUUUGGUUCAAGCAGAUUUGUCUGUACGAGAUUACUAUACAAGAUUCAAGUUUUUGUGGGAUGAAUUGUUGGAUUAUAAUCAGAUUCCUACAUGUUCAUGUGGAGCUUACAAAAAUGCAAUUGUGGUGCAAUAAAGGUAUUUCUGAGUUAUCAAGAUCGACAACAUGUAAUACAAUUUUUGAUGGGUUUAAACGAUUGUUUUUCUCA
Messenger RNA from Malania oleifera, 2523 nucleotides. RefSeq names its product threonine dehydratase 1 biosynthetic, chloroplastic. Bases 5 to 2056 code for a protein of 683 amino acids. Gene Ontology annotation, molecular function: pyridoxal phosphate binding; threonine deaminase activity. Gene Ontology annotation, biological process: L-threonine catabolic process. Lineage: Eukaryota; Viridiplantae; Streptophyta; Magnoliopsida; Santalales; Ximeniaceae. The transcript has 8 exons. The record is from RefSeq and is a predicted model, not a curated record.